Sceloporus undulatus (fence lizard) is the source of this 5735-nucleotide messenger RNA. RefSeq names its product nebulette (gene NEBL). The record is from RefSeq and is a predicted model, not a curated record. Gene Ontology annotation, molecular function: actin filament binding. Lineage: Eukaryota; Metazoa; Chordata; Lepidosauria; Squamata; Phrynosomatidae. Gene Ontology annotation, cellular component: Z disc. Gene Ontology annotation, biological process: cardiac muscle thin filament assembly.
GUCACCAUAUGUAAAAAAUGAAGGCACACAACAACAGCAACAAAUGCUGAGAUUCCUUAUAAUGAAGGACUCUUGUCUUUGUGACUGCAAUUCUAUUGGAGACUUGGUUCAUGUGAUAAUUUGGUGGUCUUUUUGGUUGGGCAGGAAAAACUUUUGCAGCUUAUUUUGGAACAACUUCCUGGAAGAUCAGAUAAGGACAAAUUAAUGAUGCUAUUGUCAAGCAAACAUCAUUUUUUUCAACUCUGAAUGGCAAAGCUUGUCACCUUGGUCAGAAAGGUUAAGUCAAAGUUAAAGCCUGGAAUUCCUGUGGAAAACAAAAUGGAGAGUUAGAUUAUUUCACUCUGAGCUUCUUUUUAUUAGACACUGUAUUGUUAAUUCUUGGUCAAGUCUAUAAUGUGUUGUUCUUUUAUUGUUUUAAUACAUUCUUUUAGCAUGCUGUAUAUGCACAUAUGGAUAUGAUAUGUUUAAGCUUACUGUGGAUACAUUUUCUUGUAUUUUAAUGGUUGUUGUUUGUUAUGGAUUUGUGUUAAAGUAAAAAAAUAGUUGUUUAUUUUAAAGAUUUAAAUAUGGUUUCAAGAAAGUAUUAACUUUGCUUGUUUUAGAAUGGUCCUUAGCAAGGACAUCUGUGAUGCCCUUCACUCCACUCAAUACUGCAUUGUUCAGAUAAGACCCUUCAAAUACUGCCUAAAUAAGGAAGAAACCAUGGGGAGGUUAAGCUUGCCACAAGACAAGAGUGGCAUAGACAAACAACAGGUUGAGCAGAACACAAGCUAUUUUAUCUUACAGAAGUUUACUGUUUUUCUAACAGAACAAAAAAUGAGGGCAUCUUUUCAGGAAUCUAGAGAUGAUGAAAAUGAGGAAGAAGAGGAGGUGGAGGAAGAAUAUGAUGGAAAGAUGUUUCUUAAGCCAGUUGUUGAAGAUAAAAACAUGGAACUUGCUAGACGGUGUACUGAAAUGAUAAGCAAUGUCCAUUAUAAAGAAGAAUAUGAAAAAUCUAAAGGCAAGUUCACAUUUGUACGUGACACCCCUCAGCUAACGCAUGUGAAAAAUCUCUCUGCUUUUAUGUCUGAGGCAAAAUACAAAGCAAGUGCAAAGAAAGAACUUUCCAACUCUCUCUAUCAGCAGAUGCCAGCUACUAUUGACAGUGUGUUUGCAAAAGAAGUAAUGCAGCUUCAGAGCAAGGUUCUCUACAAUAAGAAACACAUUGCUGAAAAGGGAACAUCUAAUUAUGCACAUAUGAAGGAGCCUCCAGAUGUUAAGCAUGCCAUGGAAGUUAGUAAACACCAAAGCAAUGUUUCAUAUAAAAAAGUCCAAGAUACUCAUAGAUAUACGAUGUCAAACAGACCUGAUGUAAUGAUGGCAACUCAGCUAACCAAGAUAAUAAGUAAUGCUGAAUAUACAAAAGGAAGAAAAGAAAUGAGUAAGGCGCCAAUAGUCCUUGGAAGACCAGACUUUAUCCAUGCUCAAGAAGUUUCCAAAUAUUUAAGCCAAGUUAAAUACAAAGAGCAGUAUAUUAAAGAUAUGAAAAAAUACUGCUUCAAUCCUCUUGAAAGUGCUUCUUUCAGGCAAGCACAACUUGCAUCAGCCUUGGCAAGCAAUGUGAAAUACAAAAAGGACUUAGAAAACAUGCAUGAGCCAACUUCUGCCUUUCCAAAUCUGUUACAUUUGGAGCAUGUUUUGAAUGCCACUAAGAUCCAUAGUAAUUAUGAAUAUAAAAAACUGUUUGAAAAAAGUAAGGGAUUGUACCAUUUUCGACCAGAUACAGCAGAACAGCAACACCAUAAAGAAAAUGCUGUGCUCCAAAGUCAGGUUAAAUACAAAGAGAAAUAUGAAAAAUCAAAAGGCAAGUCUAUGCUGGAAUUUGCAGAUACGCCAUCAUACCAAGUUUCAAAGGAGGUGCAAAGAUUUCAAAGUGGGAAAAUAUAUCGAAAAGAAUUUGAAGAUAAAGUCAAAGGGAAGGCGGCAUUGGAUUUAGACAAGACACCAGAAUUUUUGCAUGUAAAGCAGAUUACUAAACUGCUAAAAGAGAAAGAGUAUAGAAAAGAUUUGGAAGAAGGGAUGAAAGGAAAAGGAAUGACGGUGUUUGAAGAUACGCCAGAUUUGAUUAGAGUGAAAAAUGCAGCUCAGAUACUAAAUGAGAAAGAAUAUAGAAAAGAUCUGGAAAAUGAAAUAAAAGGCAAAGGAGUUAAGCUUAUUUCAGAAACUCCUGACAUGCAAAGAGCAAAAAGGGCAUCUGAAAUUGUUAGUGAGAAAGAAUAUAAAAAGGAUCUUGAGAAUGAAAUUAAAGGAAAAGGAAUGCAGGUGGGCACAGAUACACCUGAAAUUCAAAGAGCUAAAAGAGCUUCUGAAAUUGCAAGCCAGAAAGAAUACAAGAAACAUCUAGAAAUGGAAAUUAAAGGGAAAGGAAUGCAGGUGGGCAUGGAUACUCCUGAUAUACAACGAGCGAAGAAAGCUUAUGAAAUUGCAAGCCAGAAAGAAUAUAUGAAGCACCUGGAGACUGAAAUCAAAGGGAAAGGAAUGCAAGUGGGCACAGAUAUCCCAGAGAUACAGCGAGCAAAGAAAGCUUCUGAAAUAGCCAGCCAGAAAAGGUACAAAAAUGAAGCAGAAAAGAUGAUGAGUACCUAUUCUGCUGUGCCUGACACUCCUGAAAUCGAAAGGGUUAAAAAAACACAGAGAAAUAUCAGUUCUGUAUUCUACAAGAAGGGGAUAGGUGCUGCUGGCACAGCAUUAACAGAGACUCCUGAAAUGGAGCGAGUAAAGAAAAAUCAGCAAAAUAUUAGUGCAGUUUACUACAAAGGGCAGCUUGGUAAAGCUACUUCUGUGAGUGUUACUCCUGAAAUGGAGAGAGUCAAGAAGAAUCAAGAAAUUAUCAGCUCGGUCAAGUACAGCAGAGAUCAGAAAGAGAUGAAAGGUAGACCUAGUAUGAUUCUAGACACACCUGAGCUAAGGCAUGUCAAAGAGACGCAAAACAACAUUUCAAUGGUCAAGUACCAUGAAGAUUUUGAGAAGACAAAAGGCAGAGGUUUCACUCCAAUAGUGGAUGAUCCUGUGACUGAACGGGUGAGAAGAAAUACCCAGGUGGUUAGUGAUGCUGCCUAUAAAGGUGUUCAUCCACAUAUAGUGGAAAUGGACAGGAGACCUGGAAUAAUUGUGGACCUCAAAAUUUGGCGCACAGAUCCUGGCUCCAUCUUCGACAUUGACCCUUUGGAAGACAAUAUUCAGUCUAAGAGUCUACAUAUGCUUUCUGAAAAAGCAAGACGUUACAAUAAACAACAUUUAUAUUCUACCAGUACUUCUGGCGUUGGAGAUGACAAGUCAGAUGGUUCUAUAUUUUCUUAUUCCAGUGAGGUAACAAGGCCAUCUAAUGAAGGAGCACCUGUGCUUCCUGGGGCAUAUCAACAAAGCCAGCCCCAAGGAUAUGGUUACAUGCACCAGACUAGUGUGUCCUCAAUGAGAUCAAUUCAUUCACAGCCACAUUCAGCUAAUUUGAGAACAUACAGAGCUAUGUAUGACUAUAGUGCUCAAGAUGAAGAUGAAGUUUCCUUCAGAGAUGGUGACUACAUCAUCAAUGUACAACCAAUUGAUGAUGGUUGGAUGUAUGGUACUGUUCAGAGAACUGGGAAAACUGGAAUGCUUCCAGCAAAUUACAUUGAGUUUGUUAAUUAAUACUGACCAUUAGUCCUUCUCAGCUUUCUUUUGGUUUUAUCUAAUCUUUACAAGAGUACUUUUAAAACCACAUCUUCCUUACUUUCUUGUUAAUGUAACAAUUUGUGUUCACAUGCUGAAGUCAACAUAAAGUCCUCUAAGACACCCAAGAAGCACCAAGCUCCAAAAGUAUGCUGCUUAACAGGAUCUUUAGAAAUGAAUUCUUGAUAGAAACUGGAAACCUGGUGCUUGUAAUCAUGUAAAAAUUUCUGUCAAUUAGCUCCCAAACAGACUUCUGCCUUUACAGUAGGCUGUAUUUCUCAUUAAAGCUAUAAUAACAAAGCAGCAGAUAUUUUUUUUAAUGUGUGAUUAAAGACUAUAGCUUGCUGUUAAGGUUUGAGCCAUUAAAAACACACAUGAAUCAAAUUUAUAUAUAUUAUUUUUGUCGUAAUGAAUGACAUAAUCAAAAGUUGCUUACUACUGCCUGGCAGCCUUAAACAAAAUAUAUCUAGUACUUAAUGGUGAACAUUUUCUGAUAAACUAUUGUCCAGUCUACUGUAUUUUACCCCAAAGCUCUUGUUUGCUCUCAUCCAUAGUGCCAGCUCAUGUCAGUCUUCCUAAACCAACUGUUAUGAAUGAUCCACAAGUCAUGAGUUAGCUGUGGUUUUUUGCACAGCUAAGAGACAAUUUUAGAAUGCAUUUGUUAAUUCCUACCUUUUCUAUUUUGUUAAUUCCAACCUUUUUCUAUUUUCCCUUGUACUAAUGCUAUUUAUAUAGAAAUUAUUAUCUUCAAAGCACUUUACAAAUAACAUUUAUCUCUCGUCUCUUUCCUUCUGUCAAGAAUCUUGGGAAUCCUACAAUACAGUGUCAUGAAAGCAACCAACUAUAUGUUUUACAGUGUCAUGAGUUGGUGGUGGGGUUUACAAUAUGAAUGGGAGAUUGGAUUUUGGAACUGACUGGCAAGCAAAGUGGUAUUUUUCCACUAAGGGUUAGUUGAAGAAAAUUAAACUUUUAACAGAUUUCUAUUCUUGUAAAUAUAACUCAUUAAAUAGUUCACUAAUCAAAGCAUGAUAUCCAUCUGAGAAUUUUUGCUUCCACAGAAAGAUGAACAAUGCAAAAAAUAUUAUUUUGCACAAUUAAAAAAAAGCAUGCUAUCCAUUAGCUUAGUGCUAUUGUCUCAACAGCUUGGUUCUAAUUAGCUUUAAUGGAAUAUUAAAACACUUCUUAGAUGUUCUAGACCUUUUAGGACAGGUUGCAAUUGUGUGAUCCUCAGAAUACAUAUGACCCUUGAGUAGCUUCCUUGUGCCCUUUGGGCCUUCUGAAGGCCCCCCCCCCCAAAACAAUGUGGUUUUUUCUGCAUUUUUUUCUUGGCCAAAGAAGCCUUUGCUGGCACAGUUUUGCACUUAGACACUGUUUUAGGGUCUCCCAUCCCCAAACAGCAAAAAUAAAUUCUAGGCCAAACAUGACUUAAAACGACCACAAUGUUACUUCCAGUCAGAGAAAAUGAUGGCUAUUGACCACAGUGGCCCAUCUAGGGAUCAGAAGUGCCACAGCAUGUGCCCGCACCUAUUUUUGGACUCAAUGAGAAUUGAAGUAGCAUAGUUGAUAAAAGAUGAGAAGAACAAUCCUAAGAGAUGGGCUACUUUCUCAGGCUUUUCUGUCACUGAGGACUCUGUCAGCACCUUUUAAAGAAUUCAAAUCAGACAAAGAAAUGUAAACUCAAAUAAAGAUUUCCCGAUAGAUUGGUACACAUAUUUGCAUAUAAGGGCUAGAUCCGCUGUUGCUAAUGGAAUGAAUUACUGAAAUCAGGGGUUUAAUGGCCUGGGUCCAAUGUAGUGGGUCCAUUUUUGUACAUUUUAAUUUUUAUUGUCUGAAGAAAGUAUAUUCUAACUGCUUUUAGACAGUUGUAUUCUCAAAGAUCAGAGAGUGAUAUUUCAUGUUUAUUUUGGUUAUUAUUAAAGAUAGUAUGAUGUUUUAAACAUGUCUAAUCACUUGUAAGUGCAAAGGUUAAAUAUUACCUUUGCAAUGAAUUAUACAUUUCUAUUAUUCUGUUUUAUCUAACAGGGGAAAAUAAAUUUAUGUCCAGAAGA